Messenger RNA from Durotheca rogersii, 1053 nucleotides. RefSeq lists its product as uncharacterized. The record is from RefSeq and is a predicted model, not a curated record. The transcript is spliced from 2 exons. The coding region runs from base 66 to 608 and encodes 180 amino acids. Lineage: Eukaryota; Fungi; Ascomycota; Sordariomycetes; Xylariales; Xylariaceae.
AUUAUCAUCAUCAUUUCUAUUUUAUACUUAUUAUCGCCAUAAUUAUCAUUGUUGCUAUUAUUGUUAUGAUUUGUUGCAUUUUGAAAGAGUUUCUGCAUACCUACCUAUUUCCGCCUUUUCUUUUCUUCCACCCUCCCCGAGAGCUCGAACCCGGGAACCAACCUGUCAGAAUGUGCUGGAUGCCUUGUCUACCGAAUAACACCCAAUCUCGUCUCUUUGCACCACUCCUCGCGACGCAUAUGUAUGCGUCUACGUUAUUGUUAUUAUUGGCUUGGCUUGGCUUCGAUGCCAGUACCGAUACUUUGCAGGUGGGCUGGUAUAUUUAUACCUAUCUACCUACAUUUAUCCAUCUCUCCCUCACGCAGACUUCAGAAUUACGCCGUAUCCAGUUAGAAAUUGCUCGCCCCACGGAAUUCCCAGGCAGUCAGGGGCGAAAACGACAUGAAGCCUCCUUUCACUGUCGUGAGACCGCGCCGCACACCCACCCACGGGUUGCCGACGUCCCGAAGAUGCCCGCGCGUAGCAAUGCGACAGCGAUGUCUACAUACGCCCCUGAGAGCCCUGUCCCUGGCCAUCUCGGUGGACCUCUACAGGGCUCUUGUAACUGACGUCAAUUUGCGAACGGGAAGGGGGUAAAUCAGAGAGAUAUUCUUACGAUGCGUUCAUAGUAAUUUCUUGAUGUUAUUCUCACACUUUUACUUGCAUCUGUAACAUCUUACUCCUUCUCAAGCGGCUAUUACGCCAUCCGAUCUCAGCGAUAGCGCUUCGGCUUACAUGGGGUCCAUUCGACAAGCGACGGACAGAAAGCCUUGCCAAUUCUGCUAACCCGACAAGGAGACUCGGCUGACACCCGUCGUAGUCUUAGAACCACAGAGCCAACGACAACGAGAUCCCAAGUCACGCACCAGCCUGGUUCCCUCCCUUCGCUCUUCGCCUCUCGAUAUAGAAGUCUGAACGAAAACGAGCCAACCAACAAUAAUGUCUACCUCGUAACAUAUCUAAUCGCCAUAGGCCCGAUGAGAUUUUCCCCCUCCCUCUUCCUUCCCUCCAUCU